AUGGAAAUAAGUUCUCAAUCUACUCUUCCUCCAGGGUUCCGAUUUCAUCCUACCGACGAAGAGCUCAUCGUUUACUAUCUUCGAAACCAGACCAUGUCCAAGCCGUGCCCUGUCUCCAUCAUUCCAGAAGUAGAUAUCUACAAAUUCGACCCCUGGCAAUUACCCGAGAAAACAGAAUUUGGAGAGAAUGAGUGGUACUUCUUCAGCCCGAGAGACAGAAAAUAUCCAAACGGAGUACGGCCAAACCGGGCAGCUGUUUCCGGUUAUUGGAAAGCAACCGGUACAGACAAAGCCAUUCACAGUGGUUCGAGUAACGUGGGUGUCAAGAAAGCUCUCGUCUUCUACAAAGGUCGACCUCCUAAAGGAAUCAAAACUGACUGGAUCAUGCACGAGUAUCGUCUCCUUGAUUCACGUAAAGCAUCCACCAAACGUAAUGGUUCCAUGAGGUUAGACGAAUGGGUGUUGUGUAGGAUAUACAAGAAGAGAGGAGCAGCGAAGCUUCUAGGAGAACCAGAGGGUUUUGUGGAUGAAGUACAAGUCGAUGAGACAGCGAUUGUUACGGAUGAAGCAGAGAGAAGAAAUGAGGAUCAAGAGAUGAGGAUGAUGACGUCGACGAAACUUCCAAGAACGUGUUCGCUUGCCCAUUUGUUGGAAAUGGAUUACAUGGGACCCAUCUCUCACAUUUUAACACCGUUCGAUCUUCAUCAUCCUGGCUCGAACACCAUGAACGAGUCUGGUUGGUUCGGAGAUUUACAGAUUAACCAAGACGAGAUCUUCAACCAUCAUCGUCAGGCUAAUAUGUUUCAGUUUUAG
Microthlaspi erraticum is the source of this 813-nucleotide messenger RNA. Lineage: Eukaryota; Viridiplantae; Streptophyta; Magnoliopsida; Brassicales; Brassicaceae. The record is from the annotation of a GenBank genome assembly.